This is a messenger RNA of Colius striatus (speckled mousebird), 1182 nucleotides long. It is a transcript of the gene SAR1A, whose product is annotated as secretion associated Ras related GTPase 1A. The coding region runs from base 94 to 690 and encodes 198 amino acids. Gene Ontology annotation, molecular function: GTP binding; GTPase activity. The record is from RefSeq and is a predicted model, not a curated record. Gene Ontology annotation, cellular component: COPII vesicle coat; endoplasmic reticulum exit site. Gene Ontology annotation, biological process: vesicle organization; endoplasmic reticulum to Golgi vesicle-mediated transport; intracellular protein transport. The transcript is spliced from 7 exons. Lineage: Eukaryota; Metazoa; Chordata; Aves; Coliiformes; Coliidae.
GUGACGUGUUUCCGGCGGGGAGCUGGCGGGUGCCGCGGAGGGCAGCGGGUGUGGCGGCGGCCCGGGGCAGCCGCAGGCGAUCCGUCUUCAGCCAUGUCUUUCAUUUUCGAAUGGCUCUACAACGGGUUCAGCAGCGUCCUGCAGUUUCUGGGUUUGUACAAAAAAUCAGGAAAACUGGUGUUCCUGGGCUUGGAUAAUGCAGGCAAAACCACUCUGCUGCACAUGCUGAAAGAUGACAGGCUGGGGCAACAUGUGCCCACGCUACACCCCACCUCAGAAGAGCUGACGAUUGCUGGAAUGACCUUUACGACUUUCGAUCUGGGUGGACAUGAACAAGCUCGCCGGGUCUGGAAGAAUUACCUGCCAGCCAUCAACGGGAUCGUCUUCCUGGUGGACUGUGCAGACCACUCGCGGCUCAUGGAAUCCAAAGUGGAGCUUAAUGCACUAAUGACAGAUGAAACAAUAUCCAACGUGCCAAUCCUUAUCUUGGGUAACAAAAUCGACAGACCAGAGGCCAUCAGCGAGGAGAAACUUCGGGAGAUCUUUGGGCUCUAUGGGCAGACCACGGGAAAGGGCAACGUGCCGCUGAAGGACCUGAACGCGCGUCCCAUGGAGGUGUUCAUGUGCAGCGUGCUGAAGAGACAAGGCUACGGCGAAGGCUUCCGCUGGUUAUCGCAGUACAUUGACUGACGGCAGGAUGGACAGAAGGGUUUUUACUCCUCUGGACUGAUCCUCUUCGCAGCUUCCUACGGACUUUUCUAUCAGGACGCAGAAAGCUUUCUGACCUGGCCUUGACCAAGAGAGACUCCUGGGUUUUUUUGGCUGCCCAAUAGAUCAAUCACACAGUGGUGACACAACUCUUUUGCUGGUGCCACCCGCAGGGAAGAAGGAGAGAGCAGGUGUCACCGCCGCGCUGGGCUGCCUCACGCAGACUGAAAGGAAAACACACAGCAGAAAAAAAAGCAAUUAUAUUUUUUAAAGAAAGCGUUAAUGUCAACAGCCUCCCUUCUAAAGUUUUUCGUUUAACAUUCACUUUAGCACAGAGCCCGGUGAGUGUUGGGUGGUUUGGGGUUUUUUUUCUUUUUUUUUUAAAUAUAUUUAACGAUAUUUAGGUAUUUCAGCCAUUACUGAAAGUAUCAGCGGGAGUAGAGCCCCCUCAAUAAACGUAGCAUUUGGGCUUAA